AUGGCCAGAGGACCCGGAAAGCACCAGCACCGCCUGUCGGCACCUUCGCACUGGCUUCUCGACAAAUUGUCGGGUGCCUACGCCCCCAAGGCCUCGCCCGGUCCCCACAAGCUCAGAGACUGCAUGCCUCUGAUCGUCUUCAUCCGUAACCGCCUGAAGUACGCCCUCAACGGCCGCGAGACCAAGGCCAUUGUUAUGCAGCGCCUCAUCAAGGUCGACGGCAAGGUCCGCACCGAUGCCACCUACCCCGCCGGCUUCAUGGACGUUAUCUCGAUCGAGAAGACUGGCGAGAACUUCCGCCUCGUCUACGACACCAAGGGCCGCUUCACCGUCCACCGCAUCACCGCUGAGGAGUCUGAGUACAAGCUCGGCAAGGUCAAGCGCGUCCAGCUCGGCAAGGGCGGCAUCCCAUACUUGGUUACGCAUGAUGCACGCACUAUCCGUUACCCCGACCCCGCCAUCAAGGUCAACGACACCGUCAAGAUCGACCUUACCACUGGCAAGAUCUCCGACUUCAUCCGCUUCGACACUGGCGUUAUCGCCAUGGCCACCGGUGGUCGUAACAUGGGUCGCGUUGGUGUCAUCACUCACCGUGAGCGCCACGACGGUGGUUUCAACAUCGUCCACAUCAAGGAUGCCAUAGACAACGAGUUCGCCACUCGCGAGAGCAACGUCUUCGUCAUUGGCCGCGAGAAGCCUUGGAUCUCCCUCCCCAAGGGCAAGGGUGUCAAGCUCUCCAUCGCUGAGGAGCGUGACCGCCGUCGUGCCCACGCCAUCGCUGGCAACUAAACUGUCUAACCGACUUCUAGGUUCAUGUGGUUCAUUGGUUGAUGUGUUGGAGGGUUCUCAUGCAUCAGGCAGCACAAAAAAGGCGUCUGGGGAGCAUGUUCAGAAGUUUUUACGCGAUGUGCCAUGCAGCACUUUCGUAGCUCUACGACAAAAGAAAGAUAUCCAAGUUCACAGCCUCGCGCCCAAAAUGAUUGAUGACUUUACUACAUUCGAUUCGUGUGAGAUGUGAGAUGUGAAACAUGUAUCGAGCAAAGUGUCAGCCUAGCAGAUGAUCGGCCUCGUAAGCAGUGGUCCAUGCUGAUGCCGGAUACAAGCAGUAGAACGG
This is a messenger RNA of Aureobasidium subglaciale EXF-2481, 1114 nucleotides long. RefSeq lists its product as uncharacterized. The transcript has 4 exons. Gene Ontology annotation, biological process: translation. The record is from RefSeq and is a predicted model, not a curated record. Gene Ontology annotation, cellular component: ribosome; cytosolic small ribosomal subunit. Lineage: Eukaryota; Fungi; Ascomycota; Dothideomycetes; Dothideales; Saccotheciaceae. Gene Ontology annotation, molecular function: RNA binding; structural constituent of ribosome. Bases 1 to 789 code for a protein of 262 amino acids.